Messenger RNA from Patiria miniata (bat star), 1377 nucleotides. RefSeq names its product muscarinic acetylcholine receptor M5-like. Gene Ontology annotation, molecular function: G protein-coupled receptor activity. Gene Ontology annotation, biological process: adenylate cyclase-activating adrenergic receptor signaling pathway. The record is from RefSeq and is a predicted model, not a curated record. Bases 139 to 1329 code for a protein of 396 amino acids. The transcript is spliced from 2 exons. Lineage: Eukaryota; Metazoa; Echinodermata; Asteroidea; Valvatida; Asterinidae. Gene Ontology annotation, cellular component: membrane.
CCCGGAAGACAAUCCAUGUGCCUUUGAAAGCAUUUCGAAAAAAGAAGAAGGAAAGUCUCAAACUAACAGCAUGAACUAAGUUUCUUCAGAAGAAAGAUUGCUGAAGUAUUUUUCAUUUGAUUCCUGUUGGACAUUGGUAUGGAGGAGACGACCACGGCAGUCGCUUUUGCACCUCCUUGGAUUCUUGGCUGGCCCCUCCCCGUGCAAACCGUCUUCGGCGUGGUAGCCGGAGCCGUCCUGCUUGUGGUCCUACUCGGCAACCUCACGGUGUUGUACACCUUCGCAAGGACCCGCCGCCUGCACACCUAUGCCAACCUGUACGUCGUCGGCCAAGCCUCGGCCGACCUCCUGGUAGGCACACUGGUCACCCCACUCCACGCUGCGUACUGGUCGCUGGGUUACUGGCCUUUCGGUCACACCCUCUGCUUGUACCUGUUCCUGAUCGUUGGCGCCAGCACCUUUCACACCAGUUACCUAAUCACCCUCAUCAUUGCUGUUGACCGGUACAUCUCCAUUGCUUACCCAAUCAAGCAUCUGAGUUACCGCAAAACCAAAGUUGCCCUGACUGCGAUCUUCCUGGCAUUCUUUAUACCAGUGUGCCUUUGGCUGCCGUUCUUUUUCUACUGGGAAUUCGCCUAUGAUGGAGUCUUUGUAGUGGCCCCCAGUUUCUGCGUCCCGGUGUACAUCAGCAACGCGCACGUCACAGUGGCCGUCAUCUGCGUCCAAACUUGGGCGCCGAUUUUACUGACGGCCAUUGUGUACGGGCGGGUCUACCGCAUCGCCAGAUUCGCCAGCGCCAGUAGAAAAUCGGGGCCCGCUCGCGAAUCGGCCACUGAGGCUAGCACGUCCAAGGCGACCGAGGUGACCACUCUGGACGUAGGCAUCGCAAUCAGCAAGGCAGCGGGCAGAGCCAACUUGGCCUUUUCGCUGGAGGACCUCGGCACCGACAAAGGCGACGACCGUGGGGAGGAGAUCGAUGAGCCGCAGAGACGAGCCAGUUCGCGAAUGGGCAUACCCCAUUCGAAGUCGGGACGCGGGGACACCUUGGCCGAGAUCAAGACAGUUUCAUCCAGGAACAAGUUGAAAGGGAACAAGGCACUUCGCACCCUGACGCCCAUCUUCAUCUCAAUGUUGUUGUCGGGUCUACCUUGGGCGAUCAUCUCCAUUGUCUUUGUCAUCUGCCCUACAUGCUUACCCAGCAUUGUCAAUCAGAGUGCAGUGUUUUUGACUCGCACCUUCGGCGCCAUAAAUCCAUUCUGUUACGCCAUCGCCAACCCCCUCUAUCGGCGGGCUUUCCUCAAGAUCGUCUGUGCUAAGAGAAACCCAUAGUUACAGUAACGAAUCUUAUUGUGCUUGAGAUCUGCAGCUGUCGAACAA